Molecule: messenger RNA, 357 nt
Organism: Chlamydomonas reinhardtii
Lineage: Eukaryota; Viridiplantae; Chlorophyta; Chlorophyceae; Chlamydomonadales; Chlamydomonadaceae
Exons: 1
Coding region: 115-282 (55 amino acids)
Source: RefSeq, a predicted model, not a curated record
UAUCCUCCGUUAGAACGGUUUGCUCAAGUGAUUUUUGGUCGCAACUUGGCUGCAUAGUCCCAGGCGCCAUCGCGCCAUAUAUUACUAGCCCAGUGCACAUAUGAGGCCCUAUGAAUGGUGGCUGUACGCGCUGCGGCGGCCAGACAUGAUGCAGGAGUGCGGCGGGUCAGAAAGCGGGUCCGAGAGCUGGGGAGAGCUGCUGACACGGGUCACUUGAGUUGCACACCCGAAGCCGGACCGAGCUGGGGGCCCCGUACGUGCCGUUCAAGUACCCUCCUUUAAGCGGGUCGACAGGGGGGGGCGCCAAAGCCAGAGGAGCAACUAUGUUUGGGCUUGGCUGUGUAAGUUGCCGCAGUG